Messenger RNA from Annulohypoxylon truncatum, 755 nucleotides. Its product is annotated as 50S ribosomal protein YmL27. The record is from RefSeq and is a predicted model, not a curated record. The transcript is spliced from 2 exons. Bases 239 to 550 code for a protein of 103 amino acids. Gene Ontology annotation, molecular function: structural constituent of ribosome. Gene Ontology annotation, cellular component: mitochondrial large ribosomal subunit. Lineage: Eukaryota; Fungi; Ascomycota; Sordariomycetes; Xylariales; Hypoxylaceae. Gene Ontology annotation, biological process: translation.
CUUAAAUUUGACGAUUUUCAAGAUCGCGACUUUGCGACUUCAGACUACAGCGCCUCUUCAGUACUUACGCCUUUGCCUUCACCUUCGCCAGUCCAUGAUACCGAUCAGUUAAUCUCGGACAACGUACGAUACUAGCGGCGACUUUCAUAUUGCGCCGCACAAAUCCUCUCCUAUCCUCCCACCGAACCCGUCCAGUAAAGAGGAAUAAGGGAAGACCUCCCACAAAAACCCGCCCGCGAUGCAGCCCACUCAGGCGCUGCUCAAGGCAUUCCGCAAAUUCCGGCUGACCACCAAGGAUGCCAACAAGGGUUUCUACAAGGGAACACGAACGGGUAGAAUGGGUCGGCACACCAAGCAUGGUGGUUACGUUAUCGACUGGAGCAGGGUGCGGACAUUCGUCGUACCCCCUAAUAUGGAUAGCUUCAAGUUAACCCCCUUCGUGACAAAAGUGAUGGGGCGGACGAGAGGUCGGUACGAGGGUUAUCGCAUGGGACCCAAGAGCCCAGAGCUGUAUCUGGACCGGUGGAAGCGAGAGAACGGUUUGGACUGAGAGGUUGUCCUGGAAGAGGCAAAAGUCGUCUUUAAUCAGUAUAGACUGAUGCUGAAUAUAGAAGACGGGACUGCGGUGUGUCACUCAAUAUUGAGUUGAUCGAGUCACCCUCAAGUCACCGUGUCCAUAACCGGAUGUCUUCGAAGUCCUUACGGUUUGGGCAUAUGAUGAUUAUAGCCAUGAGAAUCACGAGUAUCAAAGGACC